This is a messenger RNA of Anolis sagrei ordinatus, 3898 nucleotides long. Lineage: Eukaryota; Metazoa; Chordata; Lepidosauria; Squamata; Anolidae. The record is from RefSeq and is a predicted model, not a curated record.
GGAGGAGGAGGCAGCAGAGGGAGAGAUUGAGAGGGAGAGGAGGAAGGAAGGCAGGAAGGAGGCGCGCUCAGUGGGAAGAGGCGAGGCGGGAGAGACCCAGCCUCUCCUUGGCGUUGGAUCCAGCUCGAAGCCCGCAGCCAUGGAGCACGACGCCUCCGGACUACGUCGCCAGCGUGGGGAGCCGCGGCCCCUCUUCUUCGCGGUCCUCCUCCCGCUAAGAGGCUGAUCCUCGCUAUCUCAAACCUCCCCCCCCCCCAAUCCGUCUUUCCUCUUCCGUUUUCGGAUGGACGCCGCGAAGUAAAGCCGCCGCUUCUCUCUCCCUGUUUGUUUCUCUGUCUCUUGGAGUCCCUGGGCAGCCCCCCAUUCACCCACCCAUUCCCCCCCCCCCCCCCACACACACUCCUCCCAGACCCGCUUUGGAGCCAUGGACGCCGCGCUGGGAGGCGAGAAGGUGGCGCCUCCUGCCCCGGCUUCGCUCCCUUGACUCGGCUUGGGAAUAAUUCAGGAAAUAAGUUUCCAGAGGCGGUUCGGACGGAGUUGAGAAGCCCGGCGUUGCAGCGCCCGCCAGCAAUGGCAAGUAAUUGCCAUCUAUUUUCUUGAGUGCCAGCAAGUGAAGUUUAAGUUCCUGGGAUUGGCAGUAACAUUUCACCAAUGUUGCUCUUCUAAUUUGGAACUAGCUUUUCUUCUGUUUUCAUCAAUGCAAGUAUCUGGAUCGAGAAGAAUCAUGAUUGCAAGAAUCUGUGGAUGGCUACCCGUUUUCCUCUUGGCACUGCUUUAUCAAGUCUUCAAGUGACCCACAUCUCUUGGUGCCAUAGCACAUGGAUUUCAGGACUGCAUGUGAAGAGACAAAGACAGGGAUUUGUUUGCUGCAGGAUGGUAACCAGGAGCCUUUCAAAGUACGGCUGCACUUAGCCAAAGACAUUUUGACAAUUCAAGAACAAGACGUGAUCUGUGUGUCUGGUGAACCUUUUUAUUCUGGUGAAAGAACUGUAACCAUUAGAAGACAGACGGUAGGAGGAUUUGGAUUAAGUAUAAAGGGAGGAGCAGAACAUAAUAUUCCAGUGGUGGUUUCCAAAAUUUCCAAAGAGCAACGAGCGGAACUCUCGGGCUUGCUGUUCAUAGGAGAUGCAAUUCUGCAGAUUAAUGGAAUCAAUGUAAGAAAAUGCAGGCAUGAAGAAGUGGUCCAAGUUCUUCGGAAUGCUGGAGAAGAGGUGACCCUAACUGUGUCUUUUCUCAAAAGAGCACCUGCAUUUCUCAAACUGCCCCUCAAUGAGGAUUGUGCAUGCAUUCCUAGUGAUCAAAGUAGUGGUACAUCAUCACCUCUGUGUGACAGUGGUUUACAUCUAAACUACCAUCCCAAUAAUACGGACACACUUUCAUGUUCUUCGUGGCCUACAUCUCCAGGGCUCAGGUGGGAGAAAAGAUGGUGUGAUCUACGAUUAAUCCCACUUCUUCACUCCCGGUUCUCUCAAUAUCUCCCAGGAUCAGAUAUGUGCAGGCAAAACGCAUUCCAGGUAAUUGCUGUGGAUGGCAUUUGUAGUGGAAUAAUUCAGUGUCUCUCUGCUGAAGACUGUAUUGACUGGCUACAAGCAAUAGCAACGAAUAUUUCCAACCUCACAAAGCACAAUAUUAAAAAAAUCAAUAGGAAUUUUCCUGUAAACCAGCAGAUAGUCUACAUGGGCUGGACAGAAGAACGGGAACAAGAUUCUCUUCAGGACCGAAUGUAUACGCCAAAGUUCCUAGCACUGAGAGGUUCUUCCCUUUAUAAAUUUAUAGCACCUCCAGUUACUACGUGGGACUGGACACGAGCAGAAAGAACAUUUUCUGUGUAUGAGAUCAUGUACAAAAUACUCAAGGACAGUGACCUACUUGAUCGGCGAAAACAUGGUUUUGGUGUCCAGUCCGAAAUGGGAGAGGAUCUCUACUUUUCUGUGGAAUUAGAAAGUGACCUCAUACUAUGGGAAAAGGCCUUCCAUUCAGCAACUUUUUUGGAAGUGGAACGAAUACAGUGCAAGACAUAUGCCUGUGUUCUGGAGAGUCAUCUUAUGGGGCUUACCAUAGAUUUUGGUAUGGGCUUUGUAUGCUUUGAUGCUGCAACAAAGGCUGUACUGUGGCGGUACAAAUUUUCCCAGCUUAAGGGGUCCUCAGAUGAUGGCAAGAGCAAGAUCAAAUUUUUGUUCCAGAAUCCAGAUACUAAGCAGAUUGAAGCAAAGGAGUUGGAAUUUUCCAAUCUAUUUGCUGUCCUGCAUUGUAUCCACUCAUUCUUUGCUGCCAAAGUUGCAUGUUUGGACCCACAGUAUGUUGGCAGUCAAGCGGCAGCUUCCACAAGUGUUUCUGCUGCCAGUACUAGUGCUGCUGCUGCUACUGGUAACUCUACCCUUGCUACAUCAUCUGGCAGUAGCAAAUUAAAGUAUACGACUUGAUAUCUCCUGUUUCUGCACUUGCCACUUUUUUGGAGUACAGUUCACUAGGCAUAAAUACUUACCAGAUUGGUUCAUUGGAGAAGAACAAAAGAACCAACAGAAGAAACAUGUGGCAGUUUUCAGCAGAGUGUGGUCACAAGAGAUCAUGAAUUAAAUCUCAGUUUGACAAAGCAUCAGUAUACAGUCGAGACAGAAAUGGAUGAUUAUGUUUUGGCAUAAUCAGUUUGUGCUUUAAGUAAUAGUGGAAGCAAAAGAAACAAAAAUGAACUGACCCAACGCUACAGUGAGGUAUUUAAUACACUUUUCAGGUGUCCAUCAUAAUAAGAGAACUGUCCUUUUCUUGUUUCCAGAUUUUUUUUUAAUGACAACUUAUGGUGCUCUGGAUUUAAAGUAAUGCCCUCUUGUUAAACAGCCAAUGACAUAAGGACAACCAAGAGGCUUACACCAUGGAGCAACAAGGAACUGACAAUGGAAAGAAGCUACUGUAUCUCCUUAGAAAGAAAGCACCUUAAAUACUGUUGCAAAUUUAUAUUUGUGCCCUUUUGACAUAGAGUCAUGCUCAUUCUUAAUUUUGCUCUCACACAUUUAUUGUAGUGAUCAAGGUAUAGCCAUAUUAGGCCAACAGCUUUUUUUUUUUUUGGGGGGGGGAGAAAUAUAAGCAUAAUGAAGCCAUCUGCUAUAUAAGCCUAUAAUAUUAAGCUGGUUAGACUUUGUUCUCACAAAGUCCAGAUGAAGUGGAAACCCUGUGCCAUUUCACAUUGCUGGUGGAUGUCCUUGCUCUUCUAACAACAUAAAAACAAAACAGUCUACAAAUAGAAUGUUAAAUAUUUAGAAUCGGUGGUUAUAGGCUGAAUCUUUCUGCGUGAAUGUUUCUGGUACAAAAUGUUUCAUCAUGUUGCACCUUCAUGUGCUGUCAAAGGGGUAAGACCUUGAAAUGAGCUUGCUCUGUUCCCUCCUUUUUGUGGAAGCUAGGCCUUUAAUCUGAGAUAGUUCCACUGAUCUCAUAAAACUACACAGAGGUGGUAAGAGGUGGUAUCAUGAUCUUUAACCUGAAUGAAAACUUUCCUAGAUACUGAUUAUAGUUUUAAUUAUGAAUUAAUUACAAAACAAUGUUGCACCUGUUUAGUGGUAGGAAGGAUUUUGGGCUGUCACUCACUGAUAGAACUGUACCUCCCAGUGGAACUAAGAGAUAAAUCAUUCUCUUUCCUUGAUGCCUUUAAAAGCUACUUAAGUUUUUGGGAAACCCUUCAGAGGAAAUUUUUGAUCAGUUCAGAGGGAUGCAGGGAGACUAGAAGAAAUUUUUAUGCAAGUGGGCAUCUACUAGUGUGGUAUCAGAUUUCAAUUUAUUCUUUUAUGAUUCAGGGCUGUUUUUUUUCCUUUUUAAAAUGACCUUUACACUACCAGCCUUUACCUCCACCUCGAAUUCCAAGUCUGUUAUUUUGUGACUGGCACAAUAAAGGUUCCAUGAGCCUCCA